UAUCCAAUGUCAGACGAAGAGGGCGUGGUAGAGGCAGACAGCCUAGAGCUACUGGGGUCUUGAGAGGUCGAGGACGUGGAAGGUGCAGAGGACGACAGCGCGUGCAGCCAGCUGGCUUGAAUAGACUGGAAAUGGCAGCUCAGGCUCGACGGGACAGACAAUCUCAGCUUGAAGAAUGUAUUUCCAAUAUGGACUUGGCUGCACUACAGGAAACUCUCAAGUUAGUCUGCAAGAAACAGCCUUCAUUAUUGAUGGAUGUCCUGAAGACUGCAAAUGAUAAUGGGGAUCCAACACCAGGGAAUAGCCCUGCGGUUCCAGACUGGUGCUCUUGCAAUAACUGUAGGGAGAUGCCUACCGAGAGGGAAAAACUGUGCUGUGGAAAAAUACCCCAGAACUGUCACACAAAAUUAGCUGAUUUCUAUACCAUAGUGCUAGAUGAAUUGGUUCUCGAAGUUGCCAUGAGAUUUAGGAAUGAUGCUUUGGCAGAACCUAGAGAUGACAACUACAACAGAGCUCAUCGACAUACAGCUUACAGACAAUAUGUUAUGUGGAUGCAUGGCCGUCUUGGAGCUGGAAACCGAAAGGUCAUUCCCAGCUGCUGCAUAUGGAAAAUUCGAGACCAAUAUCCUGAACCUUCUGGUCAAUAUGUGGGAUACAUAGAAGGAGUCUUAGACUGAUAAAGACAACAUUUGAUUUUCACAUAUUGCUGUUUUUAUAUAAUAAUAAGGUUAAUUAAACAUUGAAUAAAUCUUUGAAAUACUAUG
This is a messenger RNA of Saccostrea echinata, 764 nucleotides long. Its product is annotated as P2X purinoceptor 7-like. The record is from RefSeq and is a predicted model, not a curated record. Bases 132 to 677 code for a protein of 181 amino acids. The transcript has 4 exons. Lineage: Eukaryota; Metazoa; Mollusca; Bivalvia; Ostreida; Ostreidae.